Messenger RNA from Sodiomyces alkalinus F11, 2102 nucleotides. RefSeq lists its product as hypothetical. Bases 7 to 1602 code for a protein of 531 amino acids. The record is from RefSeq and is a predicted model, not a curated record. The transcript is spliced from 4 exons. Lineage: Eukaryota; Fungi; Ascomycota; Sordariomycetes; Glomerellales; Plectosphaerellaceae.
UCUGGAAUGUUUUCCUUUUCUCACACAGGACCAUCUUCGGACCACUUGAGUGGUUCGUCAUGGGAUAACACAGAAGCUGCACAGAACUUCCAGCAAGAGUUUCUAGAUACUGGAUCCUCCCAUCCUGGAGACGGUGAGGAGUUUGCAUUUCAUCUUGAUGGGCAUAUCACGCCCCGGGGCCAGCUCCCAUCCACCAUGUCGUCGGUCCCCCUUGGAGGCGAACCGAUGAAGCGAGGAAGCUCUCGGACAUCCACUGGAAGCCACAAGCACCGGAUUACCAAACCUUCCAAGUCUCGCGGGACUCUCACUAUGACAUCCCAGAUGUCUUCACAAUUGUCCGCUCUGGACAUGACAGGUAAUGCAUCUGUCUUCAAGGACUCUCAGACCACCAGCCAUGUGGACGGCAUGAACCCGUGCCUGUUCCUGGACACCAGCUCGAGCGGCGUCUCGUCCCAGAUGCUCUACUCUGAGUUGCCCAUGGGCCUUGGGAUGGAUUCCAAUGGUCUCCCUUCGGCCUCUGACAUGGCUAUGCACGUGGUUCCUGCCCACAUGCAGCUCGACCCGGACGCAAGCCUGACCAGCCACUCUCCUUCGGCUUCAUGGACCUCGUUUAGCCCUCCAGAGUCACACCUGGCGUCUCCCACUGGAAGUCCAGAGGAGACGUGGCUGCCCGAACCCUUGAUGGCAUCCACCCCCCGCAGUCAGCACGGGUCACCAUCGCUGCAAGCAUCGCAGAACGAUACCAAGCUUUCGGCUCAGGACCUGAUCGGGACCGAUCUUUCUGGGAGUGUGAUGACCAUGGUCGGCGAGGAAUACUCUCUGCCUCCUUCCUACACAGCUCGCCGCCCCACCAACGAGGGUGAAUCCGCCCGUGAUCACCCUCUCUACAAGAAUGCGGCCCCGGGACCUGAUGGACUGUUCCACUGCCCUUGGGAGGGACAAGCCAGCUGCAAUCACAAGGCGGAGAAGCUCAAGUGCAAUUAUGACAAAUUUGUGGACUCCCAUUUGAAGCCCUACCGUUGCAAGGACCCCGCUUGCGAGAACUCUCGCUUCUCUUCCACCGCCUGCCUUCUUCGACACGAGCGGGAGGCUCACGCGAUGCACGGUCACGGCGACAAGCCUUUCCUCUGCACCUACGAAGGCUGCGAUCGUGCCAUCCCCGGCAACGGCUUCCCCCGUCAAUGGAACCUUCGGGACCACAUGCGCCGCGUCCACAACGACAACCGACUUCCGGGCUCCCCCACCGCGCCCGCCCAGAAUCAGCAGCAGUCCAAGGGCCGGAAGCGCAAGGAGGCGCCCAAAUCGGCAGCUGCUGCAGCCAGCCGCAAGGCGGCGGCGAAGGUCAGUGCCAUAGAGGCCGCUGCGAGGGAAGCCCAGGCUCAGAGGCCGCUCAUCGAGGAAUGGACUUCGCACCAGAAGGCCCUCGAGAACAUCAUCCGUAGCCUCAACCAGCCCGAGGAUGGGAGGAACGCACAGCUCAUCAAGCAGGCCCAGGGCCACCUCUCCGCCAUGGGCAAGUUGAGCAUCAACCUGAGUCCCGCUCAGCAGCAGCAGCAGCAAGUCCAGAUGUCUCUGCACCGGACCUAUUCGUCUACUGGCUGAACAACGAAGGUGAGCCACCUUGACAUGAAUGCAACACUGAAUCCCAGAGACCUAAAUCUAACUUGCGCCGUAGCCAGGAGGAACUUGCGCUUUUUGCCAAAUGACCGGAUCAACCCAUCCUGGAAUUUGUUGCAGGUGCAUGUUCAGAAAAGAUUUCAAGCAUCUACGAACCCAGCGCCGCGUCGCGCGAUAUUAGGCCGUGGCGAUUAUGAUCCUUGGUAUCAAGGGACUUGCCCACGGACCCGGACCGCGCUUUUCUUUCCGGAAGUCAUCUUUCACUCGCGGUCGCCAUGUGGACCAUUCGACGGCCUCGAAGCUAUAAACGCUCGGCCAUGAAUUGAGAUCCCGGGACCAGACGUCGUGGAAGGCGACAAAUGCCUGCCCCCCCUUUUUUUUAGGAGCGACCGAAUACCCUUUUCGAGUCGAGGCUCAAUGGAGGGGUUUUCGGCGAGGAGGACUUUUUUUUCUGUUUCUAAAUUUAUUCAGAACUGUUAGGGGAG